Molecule: messenger RNA, 1530 nt
Organism: Plutella xylostella (diamondback moth)
Lineage: Eukaryota; Metazoa; Arthropoda; Insecta; Lepidoptera; Plutellidae
Gene: FMRFaR
Product: FMRFamide receptor
Biological process (GO): G protein-coupled receptor signaling pathway
Cellular component (GO): membrane
Molecular function (GO): G protein-coupled receptor activity
Source: RefSeq, a predicted model, not a curated record
GAGGCGGUGGGGGCGCGCGGGGCGGCAGCGGGGGCGGCAACAUGAACGACUCGGAGCUGGACUACUCGUGGGCGAACGGCUCGCUGCUGGACGCGGCGGGACGGCUGCAGUGCCCGGCGGACGCGGGCGUGGCGCGCGACGAGCGGCUGCUGCGCUUCGUGCUGCACGGCGUGCUGCUGAACGUGCUGGGCGCGGGCGGGCUGCUGGGCAACGCGCUGGCGGUCGUGGUGCUGUCGCGCCCGCAGAUGCGCUCGUCCGUCAACUGCCUGCUGGUGGGGCUGGCGGCCGCCGACACCGUGCUCAUCGUCACCUCCGUGUUGCUGUUCGGCCUGUCGGCGCUGUACCCCUACACGGGCCACCUGCGCCACUACUACUACGUGGUGUGUCCGCUGCUGACGCCGCUGGCCUACCCGCUGGCGCUGGUGGCGCAGACCAUGUCGGUGUACCUGACGCUGGUGGUGACGCUGGAGCGCUGGGUGGCCGUGUGCCACCCGUUCCGCGCCAAGGCGCUGUGCACGUCGGCGCGCGCGCGCUGGUACGUGCUGGGCGUGGGCGUGUUCUCGCUCGCCUACAACGCGCCCAAGUUCCUGGAGGUGGCCGUGGAGCGCCGCGCCGCGCCCGGCCUGGAGCCCGUGUACUGCGUGACGGCCACGCCCUUCCGCACGCCGCUGUACGUGACCGUGUACAUCCACUGGCUGUACCUGCUGGUGAUGUACAUCGUGCCGUUCUCGCUGCUGGCGGCGCUCAACGCGUGCAUCGUGCGGCAGGUGCGGCGCGCGCAGGCCGAGCGCGCGCGGCUGUCGCGCGGGCAGCGGCGCGAGCUGGGCCUGGCCACCAUGCUGCUGGUCGUGGUGCUCGUGUUCUUCCUCUGCAACCUGCUGCCGCUCUUCACCAACGCCUUCGAGGUGUUCCUGGAGCCGGCACGCCUGGACGCGCUCGACCCGCUCGUCAAGACCAGCAACCUGCUCGUCAUGAUCAACAGCUCCGUCAACUUCGUCAUCUACGUCAUCUUCGGGGAGAAGUUCAAGCGCGUGUUCCUGAAGAUGUUCUGCUCGGGGCGCUGCGCGCGGCCGCGGCGGGAGUCCCCCGAGCACACGCGCGACGACUCGCUGGCGUCGUGCGGCGAGCGCGUGUCGCUGCGCCUCGUGCGCAACGGCACCCUGCGGCGCUCGCGGGGCGCGGGCGGGGGCGGGGGGCACGGGGGGCGCGGGGGGCGGGGCACGCGCGUGUACUACCCGGGCGCCGAGGCCACGUCGCUGACGGCGCUGUCGGAACGCGCGCCCCCCGCGGCCCCCGCGCCCCCCGCCGCCGCCGCGCGCUGGAACGGCCACGCCAACGACCACUUCUAGCCGCCGCCGCCGCUGCAGGCCGACGCCCGCCGCACUCAGUGAAGUGGGACUAUUGUGCAUUCGGUUGAGUUUUCUUAGUUAGGAACUCUUGUUAUCUCUAACAAAAUGGUUACACUUUUUGGUAAAUAGAAAAUGAACUGUAUUUUUCUAGUCAACUGUGAGUGGACCUUCCGUCUGUGCG